Medicago truncatula (barrel medic) is the source of this 2391-nucleotide messenger RNA. RefSeq names its product probable inorganic phosphate transporter 1-9. The transcript is spliced from 2 exons. Lineage: Eukaryota; Viridiplantae; Streptophyta; Magnoliopsida; Fabales; Fabaceae. The record is from RefSeq and is a predicted model, not a curated record. Gene Ontology annotation, cellular component: membrane. Bases 568 to 2124 code for a protein of 518 amino acids. Gene Ontology annotation, molecular function: transmembrane transporter activity. Gene Ontology annotation, biological process: transmembrane transport.
GUUUAAAAUGUACAAUGAGAUGAAAUUGAUUCGCAUCUUUAGUGGAAUAACGCGUACACUCAUAAGUUUGACUAAAACCCAAUUGGUUCUCCCCAAAAUUAUUACACAACAACAUUUUGUACCAACCUUAUAGCUAAGUCGUUUGUCACUAACAACAAAAUUUUCCACCCCAAUUCUCACGUUUCCUUCAAUAAAUACAAUCCACAAGCACACAAAUUUGAAACUUCCAUGCUACAAUGCAAAUUAGCCUCUUGUACAUUAUCUACUCAUAUAUUUAACAAUAUAUUCCUAUUUCCUUCAUUAGCAAUUAGCCAUAGCACAAAAUUAUAAGCCAGUCCAUGGGCUGCACAUUUAGUGUAUAAAUAAAAAAAUUAUUUAUGAUCGUGAUCAGAGCGCUGCCACUUGACAUGUAACCACAAUUGAGGUAGGUUGUAUCAACCAUAUUUGACCGUGAUUUUCUUUUGUGCGAAGAAUCAUGACACGAAAACUAUCAUAACCGCGACCACAAUUUAGCACAUAACUUAUUGAAAGUGUGCAGCUAGCAAUAUCAAGUUUCAAAAUCAGAAAAUGGCAAGAGGAUUGAAGGUUCUAUCAGCCCUUGACUCAGCAAAAACACAAUACUACCAUUUCAAGGCCAUCAUCAUAGCAGGAAUGGGACUUUUCACUGACUCUUAUGACCUUUUUUCCAUCACACUCAUCACAAAGAUGCUAGGAAGAAUAUACUACUCCGACCACCAAGAAAUCCGUCAAGUCAACCCGGUCGUGGUCUCAGCCCUUGUCUCCGUUGCACUCCUAGGAACCGCCUUCGGUCAGCUCCUAUUCGGACGCCUCGGAGACCUAAAAGGCCGGCGCCACGUCUACGGUAUCGCCUUAUUAUUGAUGCUAACAAGCUCUCUAGCUUCUGGCUUCUCCAUCUGUACAACAAAGAGAGCUUGUGUUUUACUAUCUCUUGGUUUCUUUAGAUUCUUCUUAGGGCUUGGAAUUGGUGGUGAUUAUCCUUUAUCUUCUACCAUUAUGUCUGAGUUUGCUAAUAAAAGGACAAGAGGUUCUUUUAUAGCUGCGGUUUUUUCUAUGCAAGGGUUUGGUAUAUUGGCUAGUGCAACUGUUACUAUGGUGGUUUGCUUGGUAUUUCGCAGCGGUUCGAAGCCGGCAACGGCUUUUGAUGUGCCGCCGGAGGCUGACGUUGCAUGGAGGUUGAUAUUGAUGAUUGGUUCAGUUCCAGCUGCAUUGACUUAUUAUUGGCGUAUGAUGAUGCCAGAAACUGCCAGGUAUACAGCAUUAGUGGAACAAAAUGUGUUGCAAGCUGCAAAAGACAUGGAGAAAGUACUAGAUGUCUCAAUGAGCCAAAUAACCGAAGAGCAUCCAUUACCACCAGCCACAAAUGUUGCCUACCCUCUUCUUUCAAGAGAAUUCUUGUGGCGACACGGUCGCGAUCUUUUCGCAUGUUCUGCUAAUUGGUUUCUCUUAGACAUAGUGUUCUACAGCCAAGUUCUAUUCCAAAGUGAAAUAUACAAACGAUACCUCAACGAAAAAGAUGAUGAAGAUGUGUAUCAAGAGGCUUUCCAUCUUGCAAGAAUCCAAGCCAUUCUUGCUGUUUGCUCCACCAUUCCCGGCUACUUCUUCACCGUCUACUUCAUCGAUCGUGUGGGAAGAGUUAAAAUCCAAAUGAUGGGUUUUUUCUUCAUGGCAGUGUCAUUUUUUGCUUUAGGGUUUCCCUAUUACUCUCAUUGGACCAAAGGAGAAAAUCAUGAUAACAAAGGUUUCAUGGUUAUCUAUGGUCUUGCUUUCUUCUUUGCAAAUUUUGGACCUAACACUACCACCUUUAUUGUCCCAGCUGAACUCUUUCCAGCUAGGUUCAGGUCAACAUGUCAUGGUAUUUCUGGGGCUGUUGGUAAGGUUGGUGCAAUCAUUGGAUCUGUUGGAUUUCUUUGGGCAUCACAUAAAGAGAAGGAGGAAGGAUAUCCUAAGGGGAUUGGAAUGAAAGCCUCACUUAUCAUUCUUGGAGGGGUGUGCAUAGUGGGAAUGUUUGUUACUUACUUUUUCACCAAGGAAACCAUGGGAAGGUCUUUGGAAGAGAAUGAGGAUGAGCAGUCUCAUCAUGCAGAAGAAUAUAACGAUCUUUGAUUCAUGUGUGCAUGUGUGUGUCAUGUGUUUGUGCGUGUAUAUAAUGUAUCUCAAGUAUUAGUCAAACAAAAAUGUUGGCCUAGUGGUAAAAAUCUACUUGUUGCCGGUUUUGAAUAAAGUUAUUAGAAGUAUCCAAGUAAGAUUGUUUUAAAGGUGUCAAGUGAGAGAAUUUGAUUUUGUCAAAAAAAAAAAUGAGAGAAUUUGAUAGAAUGGUCAAUGUUAUGUAACAUUUUUUUGAGAGAAAACAAACUUAUAUCAUUUCAUUAA